UAACAACUUUGACAUAAGCAAAGAGGUUAUUGCUACGCAAGAGUUAGGGAAAUUUGAAUGUCGUAAUUUCACAUCGAAUUUAGCGAUAUGGGGUUGAGUGGGCGUCAAAUAUCCAUGCAUUCGAUUUAAAACGUUUUUUGAAGUUUCAAACAGUUACAAAAUGUUACACGAGGUGUUAAUGGCACUUGCUGGUUAUCCAAGCUCGGUGUUUACAGAAGUAGGCGGAAAGGCUGUGGAAUUUAUGUCAUUCAUCCAUCCUGGGGAACGAGCCCUUUUGAACAGAGUAAUGAUUAUUGCAAUUGACUACAUGGCAUUAAGGGAUUUUCUACGAUUUUAUAAGUGUGUGCCAAGUCCAGUGAAGAAGGAAUCUUCAUCUGGUGGAAUGUAUCUUCGUGCCUUUUGCAAUGCUUUGGAUGAAGUGCUGGAACCGUAUGAGAAGGAGUUAAGUGAACUUGAAAUAUCAGCUCUCAAAGAUCCUUACUUGCCUUUAACAUUUGUGGUUAGUAGGGCAGAGAAGUACUCAGGGCUUUUCAGAGUUCUGAAAGACAUGAUCUCUCAGAUAAAAGAACAGAACAUCUAUGGGUGCAGUCUCCUGGGUUUUGUGCACAGAUACUUGUUAACUGGAGUGAAUGAUGUGAAAUCUGCAAUGAAAUGCAUCCUACAUAACUGUCACAAAGUAUUCUUCAAGCAACUAUCCAGCUGGUUAUUGUGUGGUGUUCUAGAAUGUGGUGAUGAAUUUCUCAUAAAGCAGCAAAAGAAAGAAGAUACUGCUCCAUCACAGUCCUCGCUGGGAACUGAAACCUUUGUGUCGAGGAAUGAGAGUCUGGUUAAUUAUCCCACAUAUAAUGACUAUUUUAUUGACUUCAGUGUUGUGCCUCCGUAUAUCUCAAUAUCAUCUGCAUACAAAAUUUUGUUCAUUGGACAAACAAUUCUUAUGUUCAGAAGUGAUCCUCGAGAAAAGAGAGUUAAGAAACACAAGAGUGUUGCCACCAUUUGGGGUGACAGGGAAAAUGAGUUUUGUUUGAAGUUGAAAGAACUGCAGGCGAUGGAUACCUUCAAUGUCUCACAGUUUGAAAAUACGAUUGAGGAAAUUCGGCUUUGUGUUACCGAGCAUCUUUGGGAGCUGGCUGUAGAAGAUAUGAAACUUUUUUUACAACUGAAGUUAAUAAAGGACUUCUUUUUGCUUGGUCGAGGAGAACUUUUUGCCGAAUUCAUGCACCAAGCAGAAAGUAUCUUAGAUAAGGUCCCAUCCAGAACUUCAAAGAGAGAUGUAAACCGAGCAUUCCAAGUUGCUGCACAGAAAGUUCUAAUGACUGAUGAGGCAGCUCUUGACAAAUUUUAUUUUUUCCUUCCGGGAAGAGCCGAAGGAGUUGAAAUAAAAGGAAAUGGAUGGGAAUUAUUAAGCUUGAAAUAUAAAGUAGAUUGGCCAUUGCAUUUAAUGUUUACUGAUGAAGUGCUCAGGAACUAUGAUCGCCUUUUUAGCUUUCUGCUGCAUGUUAAGAAAACACAAUAUGAUCUUCAUCACAUCUGGAAUGAUCAUAUGAGCAUAAAAAAUAUGAAUUAUAAAUCCAAGACGGCUCUGUGGCAGCUACGCAACAAUCUGAUGUUUGUAGUAGAUAACCUGCAAUAUUAUCUCCAAGUGGAUGUACUUGAAAGCCAGUAUACAAUCCUUCAGACAGCUAUAAGCUCAACUAAGGAUUUUGAACAGAUUCAGAAAGCACAUACAAUUUUUCAGGCAAAUAUUUUGAGUCAGACAUUUCUUUUGAUGAGCCCAGUGGAUGAUAAUACUCAAAGUGUUAGCUAUCGGACCAGGGGCUUUGAAGACAAUCCUGUUCACAAGACUAUUUCUACACUUCUUGAUCUUAGUAAGUCAUUUUGUGCUGAGCAGCAGAACAACCCCUUUGAUGAAACAAAUAUCUCAAAGAUGCAACAGGAAUUUCAUCACUCGAUGUCAGUCUUGUUGCAGCUGUUCUCCACAUUGAGGUCUCAUCCUUGUGGUGCUCAUUUAGCCCAAUUACGACUACGGCUUGACUUUAAUUUUUGGUUUAGCCAGUAUGCCAAACCAUCCACAUUAAAUGGAAGCUUUUAGUACAUAAAACUGAAAGGACUUUCUGUGUUGAUACUCCUGUAAUUCGGUUAAUUACGUAGCCUGAGUCAGUAUGUUAUGGUAAACAAUCUUGUCUGUAGUGGAGCCCACACUGUAUGGAUUUAUUUUCUAAGACAUAAACUUAAUUAUUGUAAAUGUGAAAGGUAGAUGAUUGUUGAUGUUUACUAUUUGGAAUACAAAAAUCUUUCCUACCUAAGCUAUAGAUUAAAUUUUGUUGUUGUGUUA
Molecule: messenger RNA, 2332 nt
Organism: Schistocerca gregaria
Lineage: Eukaryota; Metazoa; Arthropoda; Insecta; Orthoptera; Acrididae
Gene: Grip75
Product: gamma-tubulin complex component 4
Exons: 12
Coding region: 161-2089 (642 amino acids)
Biological process (GO): microtubule nucleation; meiotic cell cycle; cytoplasmic microtubule organization
Cellular component (GO): centrosome; spindle pole; equatorial microtubule organizing center
Molecular function (GO): gamma-tubulin binding; microtubule minus-end binding
Source: RefSeq, a predicted model, not a curated record